GAUCUUCGGCCAAUUGGCCCAUUUUCGACUCAUGUCCUGCCGCCAUCGCAGAGCCUUUCGGGUGACCUUGGUCAUUGGAUGGACAGUGCAUCUUAGUGCGACUCUGUUCGCGCAGCCAGGAAUCAGCAGACGCGCUGCAAUGGCAGGACCUUGUGUUUCCAUCUUCGGAGCAGCAUCUCCAGCACAUGCAAAGAAUUGGUUUGAUGUCAUUUGGGGCCUGAAGACAGACGAGCAGGUCAUUGAAAGUGAGGAGAAGGAUGUGGAGGAGGAUUUGAAGAACCAGCCCUGGACAAACUUCUUGGACCGCGCACGCCUCAUGAACCUGGAGGCCGUGUUACAAGCAGAGGAAGAUACUGUCAAGGCAGAGGAGAAGGAUGUUGAGCGGACCGCCAGCAGAGGGAAGGCCUACCAGCAGGAUCAGAAGUACCAAAAGGACGAGCAGCGUCUGAAAGGUUUCAGCAAGCUGGCCGAGAAGCUGCGCUUCAGCAACCAGGAAAGCGAGGAGCUGAGCGAGCUGCAGGGUAAGUUGUCGACCCUGCAGUGAUGCCACGGAAAA
This is a messenger RNA of Cladocopium goreaui, 556 nucleotides long. Lineage: Eukaryota; Dinophyceae; Suessiales; Symbiodiniaceae. The record is from the annotation of a GenBank genome assembly.